This is a messenger RNA of Onychostoma macrolepis, 5048 nucleotides long. RefSeq lists its product as uncharacterized. NCBI's taxonomy places the organism in Eukaryota, Metazoa, Chordata, Actinopteri, Cypriniformes, Cyprinidae. The record is from RefSeq and is a predicted model, not a curated record. The transcript has 8 exons. The coding region runs from base 3056 to 3853 and encodes 265 amino acids.
UGAUUUCUGCAAGAAGAAAUACAUUCAGUCAGGAGUCUUGAUGAUGCAACAGACAAUUAAUAACCUGAAUAGCAUGUUUAUUCUCUUAAUUAACCUUAAGAAUGCAAACCUUAUUAACUGAACGCUUAAUCUUGCCGUCUUGUUUUGUUGAAAAACAGAACAGAUGCUAACUUGGAGCAGCGAGAAGAAAAUGACAUCAAUCCCGCUCAUCACAUGACUUUUUAUGCCGUUAAAUCAUCAAACAGAUUAUUUAUGUUCUGAAGGUUUGUAAUGACACACUAAGAAUGAUUCUUUCAAGCAAAACAAACAGCAAAGAUAGCUACUAGCAGCGCGACUACAAAUCAACCGAUGACCUCUAAAGUUGCAUUUCACCUCAGACAAAUGCAACACAUCACGACUGAAACUACAAUCAACAGAGAUCCAGCAGCAGCAGAAAUCAACACUAUGUACGAUAAAGAAUCGUGGACAGAACGACGAACUGCGCAUGCGCAUGCAUCCUCAGAUAAGCAGAGGAGCUGUGAAAGAGCAGACGAAACUCUCCCGGUCUUCUGACAUUAUUCCUGUUUUACAGGUAACAGUAAUCUGUCUGCGGGGUCUCUGAAGGCGGAGCCUGCAACAUCAACAUCUGAGUCAAACUGAAACCUGCUCUGGUCUGAUUUUUUUAGACAAGCAGUUUGUGCAAGAGAUGGCCAUUUGUUUGUGUUCGGUUUGUAGGUGAAGACUCUCUUCCUGUCCUGCUGUCAUGAACACCACAGCCUGCUUCCCUCCUACACAGAACAGCUUUACAUUUAAAGAUUAAAAAAAAAUAUAUAUAUAUGUUUUAAAAACAGUCGAAUAAGAAAUUCUGCUGUUCAUCGAUGUAACAGUAAUUGGUUUAACAAUAUAUUUUCUUUUAUUCUUAUUUUUUUUAAAGCUGUCAUUGCUCUAGCUUAUAAUAAAACCAGUGUCUUAUCAUUGGGUAAUCAUUAGUGUUGUAACUAGGUAGAGAUGUAAUAGCUUAUAAAGUAUGGUUACAGUGCUGUAACAGAUGUGAUGAAUUACUCAGAAAGAGAAUAUUAAAAGGUUUCUGAAAAGGUUUUUUUCUUCUUCUGAAGAGGGAAAAGUAUAAUCCUAAGAAGAUUUGUUUUAAACUUUAAAGCAAAGGUGAGUUUCUACGAGGAACACGAAGAUGUCCAUGUCAAUUUAACAAUUUAGUUGGAUCAUCUGAUAGCUACAGCAAAACUCAUGCAGCCUCAGAACCGCCCACAGGAUAUGUUUAUCCGUUCAGAGAUGGUGUUAACAUGAACACGGAACUUUGGUUUGUUUUUGUUGUAUUUUUUCAUUAGUUUUUCAGAGAAAAAGUGAUGAAGUUCUUCAUUUUAGUCACGGUGUUGGUUUCACAGAUUGGUAAGUCAAUGGCGAAUAGCCAACCUCGGAUCACUAACUCUCGACUCGACGUGUUAUUUAUUUAUACUUGUUCUUAAAGUCGUCUUAACUGUGUGACAUUAGGGCUGUACAAUGAAUCGCAUUUUAGUUUCGGUUUCGAUUUACAACUACUAUAAAAACGUGUGCGUAGUUUGUGUAUGUGCAUAACCAACACUGCCGAUUCCUUCCAUAAUGCCAUAGCCCUGCAUCCUGAGAGCCCUGCAAAUAAAGAAAUACAUAACGAAGUGCAUUGAUUCAGCAUUAACGUUGUCAUAAGAAUGGACAUGCAUUUUUUUUAAUACUCUGCAUUAUUCUCUCCCACACAUAACAUUCAUCUCUCAACCACCCACACAUACUCACCUGCCCUCCACACAAAACACUCUCACAUACAUAUAUCUUUAAUAAUAUACACUGAUCACAGUGACUUGGUUGAGCAACCACAUCAUUUUACCGUGUCUUGAUAACUCUGUGUAUGUGACCGAUUACCUUAACAACUUUCUCACAUAGUGUUCGUCAUUGUUUGUCGAUGUUGAUUUGUUAUGUUUUACAUUCUACACAUUUUCGGUCCAAACCUGAUGCAGAGAAGUUCUGCUGAGAAUCAGAGGAAGCAAUAUUUUUGUUGUUUGUUUUUUUUGAGUAUCCCGAGGACCUGGACACAUUCAUAUCAAAUUCUCUUGAUGAACAAGGCCUGCAUAUGUUCAUCUGAUUCAUGAUAGUUGAAACAUGUCUUUUGUUGAACAUAUAUUUUUGUAAGAUUAUAAAUGUAAUUAUUUUUGUAAAAUAAGAAAUAUAAAAAUGCCCAGUGAUGAUAGAUUUAGUUUGGGCCAUUUUACACUUUUUUUUUUUUAACAAAUUUUUUUAAAAAUUUUCUUCUGGGAACAGUAGUAAAAAAACAAAAAGCAACUGUGCAAAUUUAGAACCCACCCCCUGGUAGACUUAAACAAUUAUAAUAAUAAAUAAAUAAAAUAAAAUGAAUAAAUAAAUAAUAAUUAAAAUUAAAUAAACUAAUAUUAAUAGAUAAGUAAUAAAAUAAGUUUUACUAAGAUUUUAGAAAAGAUGACAACAUGUACAGUACUUCUAUGGCAUCGUGAAGCACCUUUAUUUUUAGGAGUGUAACCAUCCUUUACGAAAAUAAGAAAACAUUUAUUAGUGAAAUGAAAGAUAAAAUUGUUUUAUUCAGAUCCUUGAAACUGCUAUAAUUGCUUUAACAUACUUCCUGGUUUCGCCGGAAUGGGGAUGGGGAAUCACAAGGAGAUGUAUAAUUGGACUGGACGCUGUACAAUGUACACAGGGUUCCCACGGGUCCUUGAAAUCCUUGAAAGUUUGUGAAUCUGAUUAAAAAUGUUCAAGGCCCUGGGAAGUUUUUGAAAAUAAACAAACAUGGAUACAGGUCCUUGAAAAUUCCAUAUUAUUCCCUCCGGUCCGCUAAUGUGUUAUUUCGCCAACACUUUGUGGCCUAUGCAUACUAGCUUGCUUGAUUUACGUUGCACAUUUAUGCGUUACGUUAAGUGUUUCCCACGUGAGGUACUUUGUGUUGUUCGUUACCAUGACGUUCACAAGAAACUACUAAGAUGGUACCUCAACGUUUCACAGACACACCGUGAAACAUUGCAAAAAUAGGCUGAAACCGCUGAAACGUGAUGCCUGGAAAAUGCACGUUUCAAGAUAUUUGGCUCACCAAAGAAGAUUACAAAGAAUGGCUUGCCGGAGAUCCAAAGGAUGUAAUGGUGUUGUUGCAGACAGUGUUUUAGUGUCUGUGAUGGAGGGAGAUUCAGUCACUUUACACACUGAUGUUAAAGCAAACCAACAAGAAAAGAUUAAAUGGUUUUUUAAUGACACUCGCAUAGCGCAAAUCGGUGAUCUCAGUAAAACCUGUACAGACGUCCAGUGUAAUAAAGACACUGAAAGAUUCAGAGACAGACUGAAACUGGACAAUCAGACUGGAUCUCUGACCAUCACAAACAUCACAAUCACAGACUCUGGACUCUAUAAACUACAGAUCAUCAGCAGCAGCAGCAUGAGUGAAAAAGUCUUUCGAGUCAUUGCUCAGGAGACGGAUAAAACGAAGACCAAGACAGUGAACGAGGGAGAAUCUGUCACUUUAGAUCCUGGUGUAAUAAAAAACACAAAUGAUUUGAUGACGUGGUAUUUUAAUGAUACUCUCAUCGCUGAAAUUGCUAGAGAUCCCAGUAAGAUCUCUACAGAUGGGGACUUUGAAGAUGCUGAUGGGAGAUUCAGAGACAGACUGAAGCUGGAUCAUCAGACUGGAUCUCUGACCAUCAUGAACAUCACAAACACAGACUCUGGACUUUAUCAUCUUGAGAUCAUUGCCAACAGCAGCAGCAUCCGUCGUCAGUACAGCAUCAGAAUCAUCAUCGAAAAGAGCCAUAGUGGGACUGGCUCUGGAGUAUGUGUUGGUGUGUUGGUGUUCUGGUGGUUGCAGGUGUAACAGGAUAGUGGUGUAGAGAACUCAUCUGUUCAAAGGACAUCCUCUAUUUAUCUUAAAAUAUUCAAACGGCUGUCCUGUAAUCGCACAGCGGAACAGUGUCAUUUACGGUACAGUUUAAAAAUCAUUGUAAUUUUAACCGUAAAAACUGUUUUGAUGUAAACCUGUUAUGUUCUCUUACAGAACUGGUUUGUCCUGUAGCCAAUACUGUAUAUUUUCAUAAGCUCUUCAGCUCAUAAGCUCAUAAGUUAUUUUUAUUGAACCCUUCAAAGAGUUUGAAUCCCUGAUAGAACCUUUUCUUCUAAUAGUGUAGUAGCCUACAGAAGAUGACAAUGUGAUUUAGUUCAUCGCAUUCAAUAGACUGAAGUUUCUGCGUGUGUGUGCGUGUUUUUGUGACACAUGAGGACAUACAUUCGUAUAAUGACAAGGGUAUGACAGGUAUUACAAGGAGAAGGUGACUUUUCAUAACAUUACCCCAUAUCCCCACUUUUCAAAACGCUUAUAAAUCACACAGAAUGGAGUGUAUUGAAAAUCUGAAAUAGCACAAAGUUUCCUGUAAGGUGUAGGGUUAGGUAGGACAAUAGCACAUACAGUUUGUACAAUAUAUAAACCAUUACGCUAUGGAAUGUCCCUGCUUUUCACAAAAACAAACGUGUGUGUGUGUGUGUGUGUGUAACUGAUGGUGUGUGUGUAACUAGUCUGCACAGCGGAACAGUAUCAUUUACGGUACAAUGUAAAAAUAAUUGUAAUUUUAACUGUAAAAACUGUCUUUUAACUGCUGUAAACCUGUUACGUUCUCUUACUAUAUAUGGCAACUGCUUUGUAUUUCUGUGUAUUAUACUGUGUGCACCUUCUGUAGCCAAUACUAUAUAUUUUCAUAAGCUCAUUAUAAAAUUAUUGUUACAAAAUAGGACAAAAAAAAAUUGUUAGUAGCAGUAGUCUAAUUUAACUACAUCAUACUGAUGACUUUCUGUGGCAUUACUUGUAAUAUUGUUCAUAUUAAAAUGCAUAAUUGUUAUUAAUAAAUGUUGUACGUAAUUGUUGUUAUUUCUGUUUAAUUGUAGACCUAAAAUGUUAACAAUACAUUUUCUUAAUACAUCCUUGAAAUGAGAAAUCUCACAUCCAUUUGUGCCCGAACCCUUUGAGCGCCCCCUAGUGCUCGCACACAGAUUAUUCUCUUCAGAAGCCGCCUGUCUCU